GUAUUAAGGCAUUAUGAGGAGACACUAUGGACUGUGCUCUGGCCGUGGGGUCGGGGCCCACUGCUACCCCCAGCACCCUGACAUGGGGUGGGGCAUUCCUCUGGUCUCCCCUCAUGGCCUGAACAUGUGUGUGUGUGUGGGGGAGGGUCAUGCUGUGUAUCCAGUAUGGUGUACUGGGAAGGCUAAGGCUACCACAAAACCAGCCUCAGUAUGCUUCUGUGUACACUGGAUUGCCUGCACACUGCUUUCGAUGCUUUUGGAGCAGAGAGGGGUCCUCCAUGGCAUUCCCUCCCCUCUUCUGUUGUUUAAUAAUGAUUUAAUGAUUUAGGUGGCUGAGAACAUGCCUGAUUCACUUUAGGUGGCUGAGAACAUGCCUGAUUCACAUGUUUGCUUCGGUUAAACUCCGUUUUUAACAACCUUGAGUUUGACCGCCUUGAACCCUGCGUAAGUCUCACUGUAGCUUAUGGUCUCAUGACAGUUUUUAUAAGAAAUGAGCAUCGCGACGGUUCGUUAAUGGCAUCUGGGCCAUUUCCCUCAUCUCCUCACUGAUUGUGACCCAGCAAUUGGCAGUCUAAUAUUUACAAGUGCGCAGGCUGGGCUAAUUACUUGAGUAAUACAGCAAGGCACAUCAAUCCAAUUAUAUUCAUGAGCUGUGUGGCAGACCAACUGUUUGUAGGGAUUUUUUAGCAUUAGCAUCCGCUCCCUGUCUGUUUUGACAGACGAACUCUUAGCAUCGUACAGAUUUUUUAGCAUUAGCAUCCUCUAACUAUUGUGACAGGCCCACUGUUAGCAUCGUACAGAUUUUUUUAGCAUUAGCAUCCUCUCCCUGUCUGUUUUGACAGGCGAACUGUUAGCAUCGUACAGAUUUUUUUAGCAUUAGCAUCCUCUCCCUGCCUGUUGUGACAGGCCAACCGUUAGCAUCAUAGGGUCUUUUAGUGUCAGCAAUCUCUCCCUCUGUUGUGACCGGCUAACCAUUAGCAUCGUAGGGUUUUUUAGCAUUAGCGUCCUCGCACGUUAUUGGUGAAAUCAGACCCCAGACUUGUUGACAGAUGCCCUGUCCGGGUUUUCAUUUGGCAUCGAGGGUCAGGGAUGAUGCAGCAGAAUAUUAAUCAAGGCGAGCGAAAGACACUGGAGGCCCCCUUGGGGGGGGAUGUUUAUUGCAGCAGGCCAAGACGGAAGCAUUUAGACGCUGAGCUUCUCAGCACUCCCAGAAAAUAAUGGGAUAGAGAGCCAAGCCAUCGAUCUCGGGAAGUUGGCGUGUCGGACGGCAGCUUGGCCCAGCUCGUGGUCUGCUGAGGAUCACCGCUCUUCAGUGCUCUCAUAGGCGGCGUCUUGGGAACCGUGAUCUGGGGAAUGCCAGAUUCCCUGGGGCUGUGACCACUAAGUGUUCGUGCACGAGAUGUAGAAGAGAAGAUGGACGAGCCAGGGUAGGUGGCCUGGAGUCAGGCUUUGUGGUGCGGGCCCUCCGAGGGGUAAGGGAGUCUCGCUGACGGCUGGAUGAAUUGGGGGUGGUGAUGGCGGUGGUCCACUUUCCCACCAUAGCCCGCGGCGACCUCUGACCCCUAUUCAUCUUGAGUGGAUGCGAACUCCAAAGGUUAAACGUCCGCACUUGACAACAGCCUCCCAGCAACACAAACAGGCUUAAAUGAUUGUUAUUUUUCUGCUUUGCUCGUUGUGGUUGGUUUCACAGUCAGACAUGCAGCUUGACCUUCUGCGGCUCUCGCUCUCAGGGCUAUGGAAUUGCUCGUCUGAAGAGGCUGAUAGCAAACACUACGCCAUCACACAGAGCAGGAGCGUUGCAGCCGGUGUGACUCAUUGCGAUUUUAGCCGCGGACGACAUUCGCUGCAUCCAGUUGAAGUGCUUUGUGCCGCCGUAUUGUUGCCUAGGAAUUGCCAGGCAGUUGGUCAAGUAACUUUAUAGAAAGACACAAAAGUACUUGACAAGUAAGCCUGGGAAGUGUUACAUAAUGCAGAAACACAAAGCACCUUUGACAGGCUCCUCUGUUAUAGCAGCCACACGGCGACACGGUGGAAGGCGAAUGAUCCUGCCUUUUCCCACCAAUGUUGUCCUUUUUACCCAUAAACCCUUUCUCUGGAUGUGGCCCCUCUCUGUUCUUGUCACACGUCACAUGUCACUAGCGGGCAUCGCUGCUGAUCACAUCGCCCCCUGCUGGCGUGUUCCCCCACGGCAGCUGAUGAUGACACAGGAAGUGUGGGAGGCCCCGUCGAAUGAAACGGGCCCUAAUUAUCAUAGAGCAUCGAUAGAGUUUUCCCAGAAUUCCCAGCUCAUUCUGCCGUAUUUCAGCACGGUGGCGUCAUGGCGACAGUGUUGACGGGGGGGCACUUUCCAGCCCAGCUGCUGGAUGUUGAUCUUCAUCUAAAUCUUCUCCAAAGCCCCUGUCCCCAGGGCCAUGGGAUUAAGCUCAGCAAGUUGCCCGUGUCAAUAACCCUUUACCAAGACUGCCAGAGGGGCAACAGAGCUAAACUGUUUGCCCUCCUCUUCUAAGGUAAAAGGGUCACGUGAUUCCGAUGAUUUACAUGUUCGAAACAAAGGAUCCUCCAUGAUUCUCAACGGCUCCCCCUGUUGUAAAUCUCAGGUAUUUCACUUUUCCGUUCUGUCAAUAUUGGGUGAGUUAAAUGGACGUGGGGAUUGGGCUGGUGUCCCUUUCCUCGUACAGGCCAUGUGUGUGGAGGGUUACGUACUGCGAAGUUUCGGGCUCCGGCAUGAGCAGAGUGAGGAUCCCACACAGAUUCCCCAGGGGGCUCUUCUCUGUCGGCAGUCUGCUGCCUAUAGGGCGGCGCUCUCCUUUAAUAACUGUUCUCUCUUUUUCUUUUUCUCUCCGCUGCUGUCCUGGGACCUAGAGAGAGGGACUUUGCAUACGUGGCGAGAGACAAAGACACUCGGAUACUAAAAUGUCACGUGUUCCGGUGUGACACACCUGCCAAGGCCAUCGCCACCAGUCUCCACGAAAUCUGUUCCAAGAUUAUGGCCGAACGCAAAAAUGCCAAAGCUGUGGCCAGCGGGUCCGCCCAGGCGGGAGCCGAUGUUCCUCUCCAAGCAGAGUUCCCCACACCAAAGACGGAGCUGGUGCAGAGGUUCGAAGUGCUGUAUCUGGGCAUGAUGCCUGUGGCCAGACCCAUAGGAAUGGACAUCCUCAACGGGGCCAUAGACAGCCUGAUGUCUUCCUCCGGGAAGGAGGACUGGACGCCCGUCAUCCUGAACGUGGCCGACGCCACGGUCACCAUCAUGAAGGAGAAGGACGAUGAGGAGGUGCUGGUGGAGUGCCGCGUGCGCUUCCUCUCCUUCAUGGGCGUCGGCCACGACAUCCACAACUUCGCCUUCAUCAUGGACUCGGGCAGCCGCCACUUUGAAUGCCAUGUGUUCUGGUGCGACCCAAACGCGGGCAGCGUGUCGGAGGCCGUGCAGGCGGCAUGCAUGCUUCGCUACCAGAAAUGUUUGGUUGCCCGGCCGCCACCACAGAAGGCCUGCUCGACGGCGCCCCCCUCUGACUCCGUCACCCGGCGUGUGACCACCAGCGUGAAGCGGGGGGUACUAUCCCUCAUUGACACUUUGAAACAGAAGAAGCCUGUCCCGGAACUGCCUCAGUAGGGGGCAGAAUGACCUCAGGACGGCGACUGGAGGUGAUGACUGCGUCCAUAAGCGCCAGUGAUUAACUGCAUAACCGGACUUUGGUGAAGAAAAUCAUCUUGUAUGUGAUGAACCAAAGGGUGCACAUGUAUAGUGUCACCUGUCGCCUGUCUGUUCUCCGUAACUCCGCCUUUGCGGUUUCUUCCUGUCCUAUGGGCCUGCCCUUCAGCAUGUGUGGCCACACCCACUCCCAUCAGGCCACACCCACUUCCGUCUGGCCCCACCCUUACAUGUCACACGAUGGAAGUGCAUGACCACGUGUUAAAAGGGACUUCAUGUCCGCUUCUCUUAUAUAUACUGGAUGUCCCGUGUAGCGCAGUCUCUCCUGUCCCUUAUUGUUAUCUGACGGAAUCGUACGGCCUUCUGCAGCUCGUUGCUGUGUCGCCUUCGAUCCACCAAAGUCGAGACGUCUUCUAAGCUCUGUCCGUCUCUCCGUUUGUGACCCCCUUUGUCCUGAGUGGGGUGCAGUGCCUGUUUUGGUUGUGGACGUGUCCCAUGUCGGUCAGGACGCCGGCACAGCGGUGAACACUGAGACUGGGUUUUCCCCACAUGCAGCUGGGGGGGAGGAAUCCACACACAUCACUCAGAACGGACGUGACAUCUGUCAGCAUUUUAAUCCGGUGUCUGUCUUUAAUUUUAAUCUCACUGGUGUGUCUGGUGUCUUUGAACGGGAAAGGCCACUGUACUGAGUCUUUGGGAGUUUCUGUUCCGUCGCGUACGGCUUGUGACACUGUAUCCGAUGUCCAUUAAUAUGAACUGUCACAGGUUUUAUAUAUAUAUAAAAAAAAACACUUGCAGAAACUGCUUCAGUCUGGCCGCCGCAUUAACAACCCCCAUCUUGCUCACCCCCACCCCCAUCUACCCUGGAUGAAAAAUAGGUCAGCGGCAGCCAUUUGUCUGUAUAUAUAUAUAUAUAUAUAUGUAUAAACAUAUGAUUUUUCCAUACAUUUAUCACUUUAUAAGCCAUUUUUAAUUAUCAUUUUUGUCUCUUUAAAAAACAUUGUUGAACACUUUAUUCUUGCCAAAGUUCACACCCUCAAUGUAUGUGUUGUGUGUGUGUGUAUAUAUAUAUAUAUAUAUAUAUAUAUAUAUAUAUGUAUGUAUAUAUAUAUAUAUAUAAUGGGGGAGAGAAAACAAAAGGGACAAAUCGCAUCUGGUUUUAUUCAACUGUGGAUUGGCCAAUUAGGUGUCGUGACACUUAGAUGUUAACGAAUCGUGAUCUAUGCAUUAUUCUUCGCCUUUUCCUUUCUCAAAGGCAGGUUCCUAGCUGUAGCUUGCCUCGCAUGUCCUGGGACAAAAAAAAAAAGGUCCAGUUUUUUUAAAGAUGUAUUUAUUCGGUUUUAUAUGAAAAUGUCACGUUUUCGCUGUUUAUUCCUGUCUGACGUUUUGCUCAGCCGUACCGACGAAUUAGCCGGUAGUAAUGAAAGCCUUCGUCUAAAUCUGUAUCGGCCUUCUGAGGAAAACGGACUCAGGGAUAAAACGAAUUUAAAGACAUUUCUGGCCCGAGGAUUCAGGUGGUGUCACUGAAACAGUCUUCAUGGCCAAAAACGACUGUGGAUAGAAACCAGGAAAAAAAUACUAUGUGAUAAAACAUAUCAAAACAUUGGUUUGAUGUUCAAAUACUCUGGGGCAGGAGUUGCUUUUGGUCACAUUUGACGGCUCAUCAUCUGCUUUUUUGGGGGGCUGGUUACACACAAAAAAAAAAGGCCUAACGUUGAGUCCUCAGAAAGUUUGACUACAGGCAAUGUUAAUUCUGUAAUAUAUUUCUGUUUCAAACAAGAACUAAAUCUGCUUAUUGUUUGAAACCAGCUGAACCAGCAGUAACAUCAUAUCUUCAAACUGUGCAGAGCAAAGCCACGUUGGGCCGUGUACCAGCUGGCUGUACCAGUGACUAAACCCAAGGCUUGGCUCCUCUGCGCCUCCUAUUGUUCUGAUGUGGUAGUGCGGCUGGCUCACUUCAGAAAACCCACGAUACAGACGCACAGUCGCGCAGAGUGGAAUGCGACAGGCAUGUCUGAUGUUCACUAACUUCCCGCUGUCUAAAUGUAACCUGUUGUGAGAAUAAAGUGUGUAUUAAACCUCA
Molecule: messenger RNA, 5732 nt
Organism: Paramormyrops kingsleyae
Lineage: Eukaryota; Metazoa; Chordata; Actinopteri; Osteoglossiformes; Mormyridae
Product: amyloid beta precursor protein binding family B member 2-like
Biological process (GO): regulation of DNA-templated transcription
Cellular component (GO): cytoplasm; nucleus
Molecular function (GO): transcription factor binding; amyloid-beta binding
Source: RefSeq, a predicted model, not a curated record